AUGUCGAACAGUCCGCGAAAAUCAAUUGAUAGCCUGGCAUCAGGGGUUUCCUCGCCUUCGAUUUCAUAUUCAACAGGCCAGUUGGAGUCUCCCCGCGUGCCCCCUCAACGAUACCCCCUGAGGAGGGGAUCAACGGCGAGCUCUAUCGUGAGCAUUGGAGGAGUGCUGGACUCUUCUCUCCAUCAUGGCUCGAUUGCCGAGUCAGGUCAGAAUGCCAUUUCGACCCUCCUCCAGCCUCCGAUCAUCCGCACCGGUCUUACGGCUCAGAGUGCGGUAUCAAAUCCCGGCUUCAAGCCCCCAUCAUCCCGCGACAUACCCCCGGUUACCUUGACAAACAUCACACGUGUAGACCCGAAGGUGUUCCAGCCGUACUUGGAGCAAGUGGGCUCAUUAUAUGAUGUAUUCCAACAACCGAAAGAAGGCGCAAGCGAGAAUACCCAGUCCAAACAGACCGCCAGGUCCCCUAAGCCAGACUCUGAUCGCGAUUCCUUGAUGCCAUGGUCUCCGGAGCGGAGAUCCUCGGUCCUAUCGACCGGUUCACGACCAUCCUCACCCUAUGAUACUCGUGGUCGACGCUCCUCUGGCGGCCGUGGCCGCGGUCCCGCUGUAACCCCUCUUUCCACGAUUCCUCCGGUAUACUUCGACGAGGGAUUCCACCUGGAAAAUCCUCGCACAUUCGAUGUGAUAUCAGAGAAAUCCGACGUGGUUCGGCCGCCGAGGCCGCCGACCAAGGAUGAAGCAGGUUCCAACGGAAGCGCCCUAGAGCCACUUCAAACUGGCAGAAAAGCACUAGCAACAAAUGCCAUUCUUCAAGAAAAGCUGUCCUGGUACAUGGAUACCGUGGAGAUUCAUCUAAUUUCGUCUAUUUCAACGGCCUCGAAAUCUUUUUUCACUGCAUUAGGGUCGCUUCGAGAGCUACACGCGGAAGCGGCUGACUCUGUGAACCGGAUACAACUGCUCAGGAAGGAUCUGCAAAAGAUCGAUAAGGAGAUGGCUUUGGGCGGACUUAAGAUUGUCAACUUGCGACGACGGAGAGAUAAUGUACGGAUGCUGGCUGCCGCCGUGGCACAACUUCGCGAUGUGGUUGACUCGGUUUCUCGAUGCGAGGAACUCGUGGAACAGGGAGAUAUCGAGGAAGCUUCCGACGGACUUGAGGAAGUCGAAAAACUGAUGGCCGGCGAGAAAAUUUCUGAUCAAGCCGCUGCAGAGGAUGCGGAGCAGGAAGAGAAUGCCCCCAGGCGUCUUAUUGAUUUACGAGGUAUCAAGGCGUUAGAAGGAGCCUCAGAGGAUCUCGCACAAUUACGCCAGCGCAUUGGCAUGGGCUAUGAAGCCAGAUUCUUGAAUGACUUACUAGGAGAUUUACGACAGCAUGUCAAAAUUGUGCCAUCGGAUGUUACACUUCAGCGCUGGGGAGCUUCAUUCCAGCGACAACGGGGUGCCAAUCGAUCCGGAGUAUCGGUCUCGCCUGCGUACAUGAACUUCAAUAAUGAGCUACGAUCUCAACUGGAUACCCAGCUCAAUGGACUUGCUCGAUCCCGGUACACGAUGUCGGCGGCGACCUCUUUCAAGACUGCUGUUCUGCGAGAAAUGAAAGGCCUCAUUCGCAAGUAUCUACCCAGCUCCAGCGACGACGAUAAUGAAUCUAUGGUUUCGCUGUCAACGCAUGGCGGCCAGCAACUAAGUCAGCAAGAGAAAUCGUCAAUUCUUGCUCGCAAUCUGCGCGCGCUCGAUCCGGACGAUGCUUACGCAAUGUUGGUCAACGUGUACACUGGAAUUAGCGAAUCUCUCCGACGACUCAGCGUUCAAGUCAAGAUUCUCCUCGAUAUCGCCAGUGGAUUGGGAAAUUCCCCAACGUCCGGGGUUAAAUCGCCGCCACGAAGCCCAAAUCCAGCAAGCCCCAACCCGCAAAGCUUAGAUCAGGCUAUCAAGUCUCCACCGAUUGGCCCGACGGCUUCUGACAUGGCCCAGGAUGAGAUCCUCCAGGUCUUGGACAUGUCAAGUCUACUCGGUCAAGCAGUUGACAUUGCCCAGUCCCAAAUAACAAAGGUGUUGAAAGUUCGAUCAGAGCAGACCGCCCAACUUUCAAAAGAGCAAUUCUUACAAUACUUCACCCUUAACCGAUUGUUCGCUGAUGAGUGUGAGGCCAUCUCGGGGCGCAGUGGUACUACUCUCAAGACUAUCGUUGGCAAUCAAAUCCGUGAUUUCAUCAGCAGGUUUGGUGAUAGCCAACGCCAUCAAAUUGUUAAAGUCAUGGAUGCAGAUCGCUGGGAUGCACGAGACUUUGGUGACGCCGAAGUCACAAUUUUGACUCGGAUUCUAGAAGCAAGCACUAAUGAUAUCGAUGCCUGGACCGAAAUCUCUAAGAUUUGGAUCCCAACCUCCGGGAAUGAACAAGGCCAAUCUCAAAACGAUGUCGCCGCCAAUGGAACAGACAAAACUAAGGUUCGGACUGCCGUUAUCGACGAGCAGAAGUAUAUUCUGCCUGACUCUGCUCUCGCGAUGAUGCGCACUAUAGAGGAGUUCGAGUUCCUCAUGGCAAAUAUCCCCAGCAUGAUGCAAGACAUUGCACCUCACCUACUAGAUAUCCUUAAGUUGUUCAACUCUCGGUCGUCGCAAUUGAUUCUCGGAGCCGGUGCUACACGAAGUGCUGGUCUCAAAAAUAUUACAACCAAACAUCUUGCCUUGUCAUCGCAAGCACUGAGCUUUGUGAUCGCUAUGGUACCUUACGUACGAGAAUUUGUGCGACGCUCCGGACAGGCUAACCCACUAAUGGCCGAGUUUGACAAAGUCAAGCGACUGUGUCAGGAACACCAGAGUGGCAUUCACGAGAAGCUUGUGGAUAUCAUGAGCUCGCGAUCAUCGGUCCAUGUCAAUGCCAUGAAGAAGAUCGAAUGGGAUGCCAAGGCUGGCUCCCCCGCUGUGCACCCUUACAUGGAGACACUGGCCAAGGAGACGGGCACUUUACAUCGGGUCUUGAGCAAGCAUCUCCCAGAUAUGACUGUUAGCAUGAUCAUGGUUCCAGUUUUCAACAACUAUCGGGAACAAUGGACCAAAGCUUUUGAACUGGCAGAGGUGCAGACUGAAGCCGGAUUGAAGAGUAUGCAAGCCGAUGUUGAGCACUUCCGAACGAAGCUGAGCAAAAUCGAAGGGGCCAGCGAAGUCGGGGACAAGCUUCUCGAAGUCGUCAAAGCCAAGACUAUUGUCAGUGAACCCGAGAGUUCAGAGCCGACUAGCGAGAAAGAGGCACAGGACCAUGGAUCUGAAUCCCCCAAGUCCUAG
Messenger RNA from Penicillium nucicola, 3279 nucleotides. Its product is annotated as vacuolar protein sorting-associated protein 54. The transcript has 3 exons. The record is from RefSeq and is a predicted model, not a curated record. Gene Ontology annotation, biological process: retrograde transport, endosome to Golgi; Golgi to vacuole transport. Gene Ontology annotation, cellular component: GARP complex. The coding region runs from base 1 to 3279 and encodes 1092 amino acids. Gene Ontology annotation, molecular function: syntaxin binding. NCBI's taxonomy places the organism in Eukaryota, Fungi, Ascomycota, Eurotiomycetes, Eurotiales, Aspergillaceae.